UUAUAUAUGGAGUGAAGGAACGCUGAAUUGAGAGAGGGGAGGUCGACAGGGAGGGGAAAUUCUCUGCUGCACCUUGAUUUAGAGAGAGAAAGAUGGGCGGUGGUGUUAGUUUCAGGUGGGUUCUGCAACUCCACAAGGAUGUACCGAAGGCAGCUCGGUUUUACUCCGAGGGUUUGGGACUGAGUAUCAAUGUCUGCACUCUUGCAUGGGCCGAGCUCCAAUCUGGUCCUCUCAAGCUUGCCCUAAUGCAAUCAAGUGACAUUGUUAUUCAGAAGGGGUAUUCCUCCCUCCUAUCAUUCACGGUGUCUGACAUAAAUAGCACAGUGACAAAGCUGUUGUCAUUAGGAGCUGAGCUGGAUGGUGCCAUAAAAUAUGAAGUCCAUGGCAAGGUUGCUGCUCUGCAUUGUGUUGAUGGGCAUCUGUUGGGCCUCUAUGAACCAGCCUGAUGAACCAGCAUGACUUUGGACCUUCAGGGAUAUCACCCACUGUCAUGUCCUUCAGAUUGCUCCUUUCUUCAAGAAAAGGAAUGAGAAACCUUUUUGUCUUUGGGAUUCUCUUGAAAUAUAGACGUUGUCGGCUUUUCCUGAGCAAUCAGCACAGUGCAUAUGGUAUAGAGCGUUGCCCCGUAAAAUCGUGAGAUAUGCACUCAAUGACUGAGAUAACAGAAUGAGGCAUGCAGGGCAGUUUAGUGUAGAUUGUUAUGCAAAGUGGGGGGUCAAUCCCAUACAGAAACGUUUCUGAAUAAUACCUCUCAUGCAUAUUGGUACUCAUUAUCAAAUGAGUCCCCAAGGAUUGAUAAGUUAUGUCCUUUUGAUUGCUUUGGAAAUUUGCCUGCUCUUUUUUGCCAGUGAAGGGAGUUCUCGUCAUGUACCUUCAUGCAAAAUAGGGGAAAUGAAGAUAACACUUUUGAA
This is a messenger RNA of Amborella trichopoda, 911 nucleotides long. RefSeq lists its product as uncharacterized. The record is from RefSeq and is a predicted model, not a curated record. NCBI's taxonomy places the organism in Eukaryota, Viridiplantae, Streptophyta, Magnoliopsida, Amborellales, Amborellaceae.